AUGGCUAUGACCAAUGCUGAAAGAAUGAAAAAAUAUCGAGAAAAAAUUAAAAAGGAUAAAGUUAAAUACGAGGCAAUGAAGGCAAAAGCUCGUGCUCGUAAUAAUUCAAUAAGAACAGUAUUAAGAGGAGCAAGUUUAGCUAAAUUUCGUGCUGAAAACAAAAUGCGUCAACAAAAAUUUCGAGAAAAUAAAAAACAAAGUUUAAUUGAUAAACCUUUUCCGAGUUCUUUCAAGAGCCGGCAAUCAUUUGGUAAGGCUUUAAAAAAAGUAAAUUCAUCGCUUCCUAAAUGCGACUUAAAGAAAAAAGUUAUCAUUCAACAUAUUGCUCAAAGUGUUGGUUUAGUUCCUAAAUCUACACAUAAACGUACUACACUGCAACUUGCCGAUAAAUUAAAAAAUGAUGUACAUAAUUUCUACUUGCGAGAUGAUGUUUCAUAUCAAUUGCCAGGUAAAAAGGAUACAGUUGUUGUUCAAGAGGAUGAUGGAAGUAAAGUAACUUAUCAAAAAAGAAUUUUGUUUAAUAAUUUACGUGAAAAUUAUGAAUUGUUCAAAGAAGAGAAUAAAAAUGUUUUAUUAAGUCGUACGUCAUUUGCUGAAUUGAGACCACCAUUUGUUGUUCCAAAAGCUGCUUUGGCUCAUAGGAAUUGUUUGUGUUUAUAUCAUGAAAAUAUUUGUUUACUUUUGAAAUCUAUUGAUAAAUAUGUUGAUGGAAAAUUCUGUUCAUCUUUGCAAAUUUUUACUGAUAGUUUAGUUUGUAGUACAAAUAAUGAAGAAUGUAUGUUUAGUUCUUGCUCACUAUGUGAAGAUUUCUUUACAGAAAAAGUUGAGGAAAACGUUUCAGAUGGUAAUGCUAAAAUUACUUGGUCACAAUGGAUAAAUGAAAACGGUCGUGCCGAAAAAAAAGAUUUUUCAGGAAGUGUUGAUGAAGCAAGCAAUCAAAGUGUUUUGAAAAAUUGA
This is a messenger RNA of Rotaria sp. Silwood2, 957 nucleotides long. The record is from the annotation of a GenBank genome assembly. Lineage: Eukaryota; Metazoa; Rotifera; Eurotatoria; Philodinida; Philodinidae.